Messenger RNA from Anopheles marshallii, 756 nucleotides. It is a transcript of the gene Dnali1, whose product is annotated as putative inner dynein arm light chain, axonemal. The record is from RefSeq and is a predicted model, not a curated record. Gene Ontology annotation, molecular function: dynein heavy chain binding. Lineage: Eukaryota; Metazoa; Arthropoda; Insecta; Diptera; Culicidae. Bases 1 to 756 code for a protein of 251 amino acids. The transcript has 2 exons. Gene Ontology annotation, cellular component: axoneme; filopodium.
AUGGGCGACCGGAAUCUGGAACUGCAAACCACACUCGUUCGCUACAACAACCCCGUGCUGGUGGUGAAGCAUGUUGAAAAACGAGAACCAGCGGGUGAUUCGGCUCCAGCGAAGGAACAAACAGGCCGUCCUGGGUCGGGUGGUGCCGUCGUAGUAGAUAGUCCGCGUGAGACGGAAGAAAUUCUUAACUGCAUUUUGCCACCGAAAACAUGGGAAGAAGAUGGUCAACUGUGGACACAAACCGUUUCCAGUACGCCUGCCACUCGUCAGGAUGUGAUCAAUCUGCAGGAAAUGUUGGACACCCGUCUGCAGCAAACGCAGGCACGCGAAACGGGCAUAUGUCCGGUACGGCGGGAACUCUACACACAGUGCUUCGAUGAGCUGAUCCGGCAGGUUACAAUCAACUGUACCGAGCGCGGUCUGUUGCUGUUGCGAGUGCGGGACGAAAUUGCGAUGUCACUCGAGGCGUACGAAACGUUGUACUGCAGUUCGGUGUCCUUCGGCAUCCGCAAGGCGCUGCAGGCCCAGGAAGGCAAGGAGAAGCUGCAGGAACAGAUACAGCAGGUGGAGCACGAGAAGGAACUGCUGCUAAACUCGAUCAGCGAUAUGAAGAUUAAGGCGGACCAGGCCGAACGAAGGAAUGCGGAACUGCGUGCGUCCGAGGAGAAGAAACACUCGGAAGAGAUUGCCUUCCUGAAGAAAACCAAUGCUCAGCUUAAGGCCCAGCUGGAAGGAAUUAUUGCACCGAAGAAAUAG